GACCUCGCACAAUCGAAUUACUUGCCUAAUCACAACAUCAAUCCGAACAGCAUUUCAAGUUUUGGCCAAUUAUGGAAAUUCACAGCUCCUGCAAGUUCAAACGGUCUUGCGGAACAGUUCCAGGCCACACCUCUGGUUUAUACUCCCAGCAGCACAGGAGUGCAGGUUGUUCUUGCGUUUUCGAUGCAAAAUAAGAUAUACUCCCUAGAUGCCGUCAAUGGUACCCUUUAUGCCAGUCGAGACCUUUCAUCUGGUGGAGAAGUGCCAUUUCUGGCCACUGACCUUCCCGGGUGCUACGAUAUUACCCCCUUUAUUGGGAUCACUGGCACUCCUGUGAUUGAUCCUACCACCGACACAAUCUAUUUUUGGGCGAAGAGUUAUGGGUCUGCUAGUCAGUCAGGUUCUGGGUGGCAGAAUGGCAUUUAUCGUUUCCAUGCUAUCGAUGCGGUCACUCUUCAAGAAAAGCGUGGCUUUCCAGUCGUCCUUCAAGGCCAUCCAGCUGAUAACGACCCCGCUCGCUAUUUCACAGGAGGGAACCACAUGCAGCGGACAGGCUUAAGUAUCGUGAAUGGUGCCAUUUACGCGGGAUUUGCAGCCCACUGUGAUUUUUACAACUACACCGGUUGGGUCGUGGGGAUGAGCACAUCCGGCAGCAUCUUAACAGCUUACGCUACGAUGGGCGGCCCUGGCUCCCAGCCUCAGGACGGCACUUGGAAUGGCGGCGGUGGUGGAGGAGGCGUUUGGAUGGGCGGUGCCGCCAUUGCAUCAGAUCGUUCAGAUCGGAUAUUCUUCACUACUGGAAAUGGCUUGAAAGCAAGGGAUAACGGAGACAACCCAGCCUCAGGGCGAGUUCAUCUGGACACCCUCAGCGAAGCUAUCGUUAAUUUGGCGAUCAAUCCGACUACGAAGGCUUUGACGCAACAAGACUAUUUCGAACCUGCAGCGUACCUUGCCAUGGAUCAAGUGGAUGUCGAUCUCGGAUCUGGUGGUCUCGUGUUACCGGAUACGAGUGUGUUCAAUGGCAAGGGAGUUUCCGGCAUUGCUAUCGCUUGUGGCAAAAAUAGUGUGUGUUUUGUGGUGAACAGAGACAACUUGGGCGGGUACAAAAUGGGGUCUGCUGCCGGAGAUGCUGUCAUUCAAGCAUUCCGCCCACCAAAUGGCGAGCCUAUUUGGCAGGCCGGGGCUGCGUACCCACUUGAGGGAGGAUAUUUCUACCUGAACCCGGCAAAUUCUCCAACUUAUGUUUACAGCCUUGGAUUUACGGGCGCUGGUCUCCCCAGUUUCACUUUGGCUGCAAAAACCGCUGAGUAUGCUCCUGCUCAUGCUGGGGUGGGCCCGCCAGUCAUCACAACAUAUCAAGGGCAAGCAGGAACAGCUAUCGUAUGGGUUUGUGAUCCCAAUAACAGGCUCAGAGCAUAUUAUGCUGUUCCUCAGAAUGGCAAGAUGGUCCGCAUUACUCUGCCAGCAAGUCCCGCAGUCAACAAGUUUCAGCGUCCGGCGUUUGGCAAUGGCCGAUACUACCUCGCAAGCAAUAACGGUGCUGUUUAUGGUUAUGGUUCCCCUUCCGCGAUGCCGCUGACAUGCAACUCGCUCAACUUCGGCUCGGUUUUGAUUGGCAAUUCUUCCAGUAUGACAAUGACAUGUACUGUUAAGACUCCGAUCACAGUUCUGGGGAUGAUUCUCGGCGGCGGAGGCCUGUUUCAAUCUCAGAACUCAAGUCUUCCAAGUACCAAAUUAGCCACUGGAAGCACGUUCUCCUUCCCGGUCGUUUUCAACUUGACACAAUAUACAUCAUCCCCAGCCGUUCAGACGGCAGUCCUGAACCUGCUCACGAACAACACUGUGGCUGGGUUCUCUACUCAAGUUCCAAUUUCCAUGACAGGCAAAGCUUCGAGCAACAACCCCAUUCUCUCUAUGAGCCCCUUACAAGUCAGCUUUCCGGGUCUUGUUGUACCCUCUGCCCAAUCUAAUGCGGGUUCGGUGAGCUCCUUGGUCAUCAGCAACCUCGGUCAGAAUGCCAUGAACAUAACCGGCUAUGCCUUUGCUACCGGACCAUACAACAAUAGCGCCAACUCACCUGUCACCAAUGUCACAUUCAACAAAGGAGUCGCCGUUUUGGAUGUCAACGGUUAUUUCACCUCCUCGGACCUUCCGCCUGUGGGCACGAUUAUUCAAGGAGGUGCUGCUACGACAGUAAAUCUGUUAUUCAACACAACGGUGCUUGGAAGUUAUUUCAGUACUUUUGUUGUAUACUCCACUGGCGGCUCCAAUUUCGCUGUCUUGACUGCAAGCGCUACAAGUCCCCCCAUUGCCCUCUUCGAAAAGUCCAACAGUAGCAGCCCAACGAAUUGGACAACCAUCCCUGACUGCUCAUCACCUACCGCUGGCUGCACGACUAACAUUGACAUGGGCAAUUCCUCCGACUUUGCAAGCACGAGCGUUAUGCUCCGCUUUACCAAUCACGGAGGCUCUGCCCUGACCGUCGACAAGUCGAAACCUCCGAUCGGAGGAGUCAUCUUCGCUGAGAACCCCGACACGGAAUUUACUGAGGCACUGUCAAUCGCGCCGAACACAUCUUCUACAGCAACAAUCUUGUUCCAGCCGGCAGCACCUGUCCUAAACUCCCCCAACAAGCAGUAUUCUGCGCUCUGGACACUGAAUACCAAUGAUGUCAAGUUCGGUGUUCAUGUUGUCAACUUUACGGGAACUGUAAUAUCAAAAAAGGCAGGCCCAAUGAAGGCGAACGGGGAUGCAUUAUACCAAUACCUUGGCUGUUACCAGGACAGCGUGAAUUUCCGCAUUGAGGCGAAAGGAUAUCAGAACCCUAAUGUCAACACCAACGGCUUGUGUCAGAAUCAGUCAUACGCUGCUGGAGCUGUGUUCGCAGGGACCGAGUAUCAAGUUGAAUGUUGGGUGGGAAAUGUUAUUCCGAGUCCCAGCCUGAAAGUCUCUGACUCGUUGUGCAAUUAUCAAUGCGCCGGCGACAACACACAGAUCUGCGGCGGAAAUGGUGGUUAUAUAUCCCUUUACUACGACUCAAGUCGCUACUUCCCUUCGAACGGUACGAUCAUCGGCACCUCAGGGAAAGGCCCCGCACUUGUACCUACAAUUGGAAAUUACAGCUAUCAGGGGUGUUUAGAUCUCGAUUCCGCGAAUCCACGGCCCUUGACUGAUCGCACUCUGCAAAACAACGCCGCUGAGUCGAUUGAGGCUUGUGCGAAAUAUUGCACUGGGUAUACGUACUUUGGAAUGGAGUAUGGGCAAGAAUGUUAUUGCGGUAACACCAUUUUGGCUUCUUCCACUGUAGCGACAGACGGACGUUGCAAUAUGGCGUGCCCAGGCAAGGCAACUGAAGUCUGCGGUGGUCCAGGCGGCCUCUCUUUAUACAAAGCAUCUGCCUUGCCAUCGCCCACACCAUCCGCCUCGGCACCUGCAUAUACCUACGUUGGCUGCCAGAGCGACAAUGGCAAUGCAAGGACGUUGAUUUCGCUGGUCGUUACUAGCCCUGCCAUGACUGUGGAGCUUUGCACUUCUUUCUGUGCAGGAUAUAGCUACUUUGGAGUCGAGUAUGCAGAUGAGUGUUAUUGCGGUAACACCCUCGCAGCCGGCUCGGCUCUUGUGACUGAUGGAAGAUGUUCUAUGGCAUGCGCCGGUAAUGCUACCGAGACCUGCGGCGGUGCAGGUGGCCUCUCACUCCAUCAACUCAAGCCGGUCGUUUCCAGCAGCUCUUUGGUGUCCUCGACCUCCUCAAAAUCGUCCAGCUCUCCGACACUAACAACCAUUUCGUCACAAUCCCUGACUUCUACAGGCUCUAUUAGUACCCAAAGCACUUCCAGCAAAAUUUCCUUUAGCAGUACUAGCUCUACUUCCGCGUCCCCAACACCAGAAUUGAAGCCGAAAGUUGGAGCGUAUUCCUUCCAAGGAUGCUACACCGACUCUCAGACAGCUCGUGCUCUUACCGCGGUGCAAGUUAUUAACUACCAGACUAUGACAUUGGAGACUUGCGCUGGAAUCUGCGCUGGAUACACAUACAUGGGCGUCGAAUACUGGGGAGAGGUACGUUUCCUCAUUUCUCUGAAAGAGUAUCUUUUAACGUUUCGUGUAGUGCUACUGUGGCAACACCCUCAACGCUGCAUCACUUAA
Hyaloscypha bicolor E is the source of this 4143-nucleotide messenger RNA. Its product is annotated as WSC-domain-containing protein. Lineage: Eukaryota; Fungi; Ascomycota; Leotiomycetes; Helotiales; Hyaloscyphaceae. The annotation marks the transcript as partial. The transcript is spliced from 10 exons. The record is from RefSeq and is a predicted model, not a curated record.